Messenger RNA from Danio rerio (zebrafish), 909 nucleotides. Lineage: Eukaryota; Metazoa; Chordata; Actinopteri; Cypriniformes; Danionidae. The record is from RefSeq and is a predicted model, not a curated record.
CGUGUAAUUACCUAUAUAAAGAUACAAGCUAUUCCAAAAGCUUUAAAAAAAAUAAUAAUAAUAACAAUACAAGCUGUAUGAUGACGCAUGACGUCACGCACUAGCAGCCACUCGCAGCGUUUCCCGCCGCAGCUCUCUUUGAAGCGCGGCGCGCGGGAGUGUGUUUGGCGCGCUCGAGCUUUAUUCAUUCCAUCCUCGGUUUUCGCGCGGUUGUCUUGAGCUGCCCGUCAGUGAACAUGCCGUGCUCUGAAGUUACAGAAGCGGUUUCCCCGCACAAAAGAGCCAAGAGCGAUGCGGUGAACGGAGCGGAGGAGCUAGCGGUGUUAAAGUUCGCCAAGCUCACGGAACACGCCACGACACCGAGCCGAGGGUCCAACCGGGCCGCGGGAUACGACCUAUACAGUGCUUAUGACUACAGCAUCGGGCCGAUGGACAAAACACUGGUCAAGACUGACAUCCAGAUCGCCGUUCCACACGGAUACUACGGUAGAGUCGCACCACGAUCGGGUCUCGCUGUCAAGCACUUCAUUGAUGUUGGUGCCGGUGUGGUUGAUGAAGACUACAGAGGGAAUCUGGGAGUCGUGAUCUUCAACUUCAACAAGGAGCCGUUCGAAGUGAAGAAAGGAGACCGCAUCGCUCAGCUCAUCUGUGAGAAGAUCUGUUACCCGGACCUGCAGGAGUUACAGACGCUGGAUGAGACGGAGCGAGGAGCGGGCGGAUUCGGCUCCACCGGCACCAACUGAAGCUGUCAAUUUACUGUGCAAUCCUCAUAGAGUUUGUUUAGUGACUGAAUGACUUGAGGAGUAAAGUGAGCAGGUCUUUACGCUCUGAUAACUGAAGAUGUGUUUAACUGUUGCUGUUUGUGUUGCUGCAUUCAUUUGACAAUAAAGAUUUUUUUUAGCAAAAGUA